This is a messenger RNA of Manduca sexta (tobacco hornworm), 1541 nucleotides long. RefSeq names its product multidrug resistance protein homolog 49-like. The annotation marks the transcript as partial. The transcript is spliced from 11 exons. Gene Ontology annotation, cellular component: membrane. Gene Ontology annotation, molecular function: ATP binding; ABC-type transporter activity; ATP hydrolysis activity. NCBI's taxonomy places the organism in Eukaryota, Metazoa, Arthropoda, Insecta, Lepidoptera, Sphingidae. Gene Ontology annotation, biological process: transmembrane transport. The record is from RefSeq and is a predicted model, not a curated record.
CGCUUAACAAACAAGCUGAAGAAGACAAACUCACUGCGAUCCCCGUAUCUUGGUUCCGGCUAUAUAGAUUCGCGCAACUAUGGGAGAUCGGGUUGCUGGUGUUGGGCGUGAUUCUAGCGUCCCUGAACGGUCUGUUCGUGCCGAUCGGUGUUAUAAUCUACGGCGAGUUCACCGCACUCCUCAUCGACAGAACCGUCAUGAUCGGCAGCUCGUGUCCUACGCUCACCAUCGCGUGGUUCGGCGGCGGCAGGAUACUAACGAACGCAAGCCGCGCAGAGAACAGAGCAGCGCUGAUUGAAGAUUCGCAGGCGUUCGGCAUAGGAUGCACCGUGUUUUCGGUGGCGCAGUUUAUAGUAGGCGCCAUCAGCGUGGACUUAUUCAACUACACCGCGCUCAAACAGAUCGAGAGAGUGAAGACCCACUUCCUUCGCUCGGUGCUGCGUCAGGACAUCACGUGGUACGACCUCAACACUUCCAUGAACUUUGCCACGAAGGUCUCCGACGACCUGGAGAAAUUCCGCGAAGGCAUCGGUGAGAAGGUGCCGAUGCUGAUAUAUCUUGUGAUGUCGUUCGUGACCGCCGUGCUGAUCUCCUUCGUGUACGGCUGGGAACUCACGCUGGUCAUCCUCUCCUGCACUCCAGUCAUUAUCGCCACCACUGCUAUUGUUGCUAGAGUACAAUCAUCUCUAACGACGCAAGAAUUAAAAGCAUACAGCAUCGCCGGCGUGGUGGCUGAGGAAGUAUUAGCGGCUAUACGGACUGUGGUAGCUUUUGGUGGUGAAGAGAAAGAAAUAAAGAGGUACACAGUCCGCCUAGACCCGGCAAAGAAGAUGGGCACAAGAAAGGGCGUGUUCUCAGGUCUCGGCAGCGCUGUGAUGUGGCUCAUCAUAUACGCCACGUACGCGCUCGCCUUCUGGUAUGGCGUGGGGCUGAUCCUUGAGAGUCGGCAUGAGACUUCACCUAUAUACACGCCAGCUGUACUUAUGAUUAUAUUCUUUAGCGUACUUCAAGGUGCUCAGAAUGUGGGUCUAACUGCUCCGCACAUGGAGGCUAUUGCCAACGCACGGGCUUCUGGUGCGGCCAUCUUCGCCGUGAUAGACAGGAGCCCGGCCAUAGACAGCCUCUCCACGGAGGGCAGCAAACCUGAACUCAAUGGCGAUUUGGAGCUUAAAGAUGUCUUCUUUAGGUACCCGGCUAGAGAGGAUGUUCAGGUUCUACACGGAAUAAACUUGAAAAUCAACCAGAACGAGACAGUAGCUCUGGUCGGGCCGAGCGGCUGCGGCAAGUCCACUGUGCUACAACUGCUGCAAAGACUUUACGAUCCAGAGCAGGGCACCGUGAAGGCAAGCGGCCACGACCUGAGGGCCAUGAAUGUACGGCAUCUGAGAAAUCAUAUUGCUGUUGUCGGACAAGAACCUGUUCUUUUCGCUGGGAGUAUCAAGGAUAAUAUACGCAUGAGUAAUCCGUCGUGUACAGAUGAAGAGAUCAUAGUCGCCGCGAAACAGGCCUACUGCCACGACUUCAUCAAGAAGUUGCCUGAA